GCAGAGAAGAACAGAACAGAAACAAAACAAAACGAGGCAAGGCUGUGUGGAACCCAACCGUCAGACAACGUACUCGUCAUCGCGCCUUGCUACCCAUCGCUUUUCACCGCCUUGAUCUCUCUUGUCCAGACUUUCAAACCUUGCAUCAAACUUCCAUCUGAAGAUAAGAGUAUGGACACCAUGAGCCAAAAUCAAAGCCAAGACGCCAAGGUUCAGAGGCUAGAAGAAGAACUGCGACUCAGGGAACAGCAGAUAUAUGAGCUGCAAUUACAACAAAGCUUGAGCCAUCAAUCUCCAUUGCAGACAUCAUUAAGCCCAGCACCGAGUCAUGUCGAUGUAUCGUCGCCAUUAUGCAACGAGUUUCAGCUUUCGGGCAAUUCACAAUUCGACCAGCAAGAUGGAACCUCGAGAAGAAAGUCGAUCCCACGAAGCAUCGUGAUCCCUCAUGGCGCAUUGCAAGGUCGCCAUAGCCUCCCAAUCACCCCACACUCUGCCAUAUUGCCCUCUCAAGCUACUAAGCGACCGAGGACCUGGUCUCAUCAAGUUCUUCCCACGCAUCAAAUGCAGCGCAGCCAGUCGAACCUGUCCACUCAGUCCGCCAGCCCUUUCGUCUGCAAUGGUCCCGUGACGCCGCCGCCCAAGUCAAAUCUUUCUGGCCAGCGGCCGCGCAAUGGUCCUAUGCUCAACUACCUGAACCAAGAAGAGUCCGUCAACUCCUACCCGACCAGCCAGCCCAGGAUGAUUCGUUCGCAGUCCACCCGGACAAGGCCAUUGUCUGCCAUGAUUGGCAUGCCCACAGUUGCCGAAUCAAGGUUAAUGGAUCCCGAGACCUAUUUUGCCAAUUUUCAACAGGACUACGAAGAUCCAGGUGUCUCAGUACUCAGCACCUCCAUGCCGACGAACCAGAUGCACUUCAACACGGACAUGCCUGCUUGGAUCGCAUCCAACGCAUCCGUGUGCGACUCCAUGACCACUGGCUUGACCCCCAACACGGCACCAAUGACGCGGGAAAACAGCAGCUUGUUUGACAAUCAGUCCGUCGGAGGUGCGAUGCACAUGAUGCAGCUUGGCUCGUACCAAGGCACGGACAUGUCACAACUUGACAGCCCGUUGUAUUCCAAUCUUGGCAGCGGCCAGAACUCGCCUUUGUGCAACCGUGCUGCGUUAAGCGAAGAGGACUUGAACGGUGUAGGCUAUAGCCUGAACGAAUCCUUUCUCAGCCCAUCAGGCCAGCAUGCUUCAAUUGGAGAGACACCCACCUCUCAGGAAAUGUCGCGAUCGGCUUCCAACACUAGCAUCAAAUCCACAUCAUCUCUGAGUUAUCGCGCAAGAGAAACACUCCGCAAGCAAAACGAAAGAAAGACACUGCUGAAGCCUAAGCCAUCUGCCGAUGCUAGAGACACAGACGGUCUGUCUAACAAGAAGGAUGGGAAGGCGGUUAUUAGCAAAGCCAAAUAUGUCCGACCUCGCCAACCCAAGGUCUUCUGCGACAAGUGCACAGAGCACCCAGAUGGCUUCAGAGGAGAGCACGAGCUUCGCCGCCAUCGUGAUGCUAAGCAUCCCGAGCGUGGUAUGGUCAAAAAGUGGAUUUGCAUCGACCCGACCACACGCGGAUUGCCCAUCAACGUCGCCGUCGUCAAUCCUCUUGACAAGUGUAAGGCUUGCAAGGCUGCCAAGAAGUACGGCGCUUACUACAAUGCCGCCGCCCACCUGCGUCGCACCCACUUCAAAGAAAAACCAUCUCGCGCCAAGAAGAGCAACGGCGGCUCGCGUUCCGACGACGACAAGCGUGGCGGCAAAGGUGGAGGUGAUUGGCCUCCUAUGCAGGAGUUGAAGAAUUGGAUGAAAGAGGUUUGGGUGGGCAGAGACGAAUCCAAGACCGACUCUGACGAGGAUAACGAAGAAGAGGGCGGCAGUGAACCUUCGGCUGAGAUGGACAUUGACCUCGACAACGACAUAAGCCAACCCCCAAUCGAUUACUCCAUGCCACAGAAUGCUACCGGAAACAUAAUGUCGGGUAUGAACUAUGCCAGCCUCUACGCUGCUGGACAGUUGCCUCUGGAUACCAACAUGAUGCCACUUUGGAGCAGCCAUCAGCUCAUUUCCUCUGCCAACUUCUCCGACUACUCAUGCUCACCCAUGAGCCCCACGUUCCCGUACAUGACAUCCAGUCAAGUUCCACAAUAUGGGAGCGUCAUUUCUAGCAACGACACUGUCACACCUGUUCUAAACAACUACGAAGGCAUGAACAACGGCGGCGAUUUUCAACUCGAAGGCAUGUACCACCAGUGACUCCCGCCGCAGUUUAUUUCCCCACGACCACGACGAAAUUUCUUUUGACCUUGUCGUACACAACCAGGAGACUGAGGCAAAAAGGCAAAAAAAAAAAAAGAAAAAAAAAAAGAUUUAACCCGACUUUGGUGGGAUGA
This is a messenger RNA of Truncatella angustata, 2429 nucleotides long. RefSeq lists its product as uncharacterized. The record is from RefSeq and is a predicted model, not a curated record. Lineage: Eukaryota; Fungi; Ascomycota; Sordariomycetes; Amphisphaeriales; Sporocadaceae. The coding region runs from base 172 to 2292 and encodes 706 amino acids. The transcript is spliced from 2 exons.